Molecule: messenger RNA, 4235 nt
Organism: Perognathus longimembris pacificus (Pacific pocket mouse)
Lineage: Eukaryota; Metazoa; Chordata; Mammalia; Rodentia; Heteromyidae
Gene: Armh3
Product: armadillo like helical domain containing 3
Exons: 27
Coding region: 539-2626 (695 amino acids)
Biological process (GO): regulation of Golgi organization
Cellular component (GO): cytosol
Source: RefSeq, a predicted model, not a curated record
ACCCCGUUAACACAACUGUACAGAAUGUUUUGCACAUAGUUGAUACAUUUGUUGAAUUUAACUGUUUCCGAUAUACCACUUACAAAGUUACAAUGAAGGACUUAGGAGCUAGGCCUUUCCAAACGUUGCUGUUUCUAGAGGAUUCAUUUAUUCCUAACAGGGAUUAAUGAGUUCAGAGAGUCAGUGACGUCAGAAAACUUGUUCUGUUGUGACUUACAUCAAGCAGGGGCGCAGGAUGAGUUUCUUUGCGAAGGUCUUUGUCGCGAUGCCCUUCGGGAGUUGUAGUCUUUGCGGUGCUUGCUGGGAAUCGUGGUCUGAGCCAACACCAGGAAGCGGGCGUGGACUAACUCAGUGCCUGGCGGGUUUUAGGACCCGGGGAAGCGCGGCUGACGAGGGAAGGGUCGCGGAGGUCGGGAGCGCGCCCGUGAACUCCGAGCCUCGGUGGCGUCGGUGGUGUCGGGAGCGAGCGGGCCCGGGAGCGGCGCGGGUAGUGGAGGAGGAGCCGGGGGCUGGUGCUGGGGAUGGAACCUAGGACCACAUGCUAGGUUUUCUGACCAUGGCACAAGUAGAAAAACGUGGAGGUUUGCUCCGGAAAUCUUCAGCCUCCAAAAAACCACUAAAGGAAAAAGUGGUACUGAUGUAUGAUGAGAUCUUCAUGACAGAGGACCCUAGUAAAUGCAGUCCUCGGUUUUGGGAGGAACUCUUUCUCAUGAAGGUGAAUUUAGAGUAUCUAGAAGGCAAGCUGGAAUCUCUUGAUGGUGAGGAAUUAAUGAAGAUCAAAGACAAUAUUAAUAGUUUAUUUCAACACUGCAUCCAGGCUCUGGGAGAGGAGCAUCCAAUUCGAGUGGUCAAUGCAUUGCAGACAUUGUGUGCACUUAUUCGAGGAGUUCACCAAAAGAACAAAUCUACUUCUGGGUUUGACAUUAUCAACAUGCUGAUGGGCUUUGACAAGGCAGAGCUGUGCAUGAAGAACUUGAUGGAAAGUUUGGAUUCAUUGCUUUGUGCAGAAGGUUCUGAAAGUCUGAAGAGCUUAUGUCUGAAACUUCUUCUUUGCUUAGUGACGGUGACAGACAACAUUAGCCAGAACACUAUCCUGGAGUAUGUAAUGAUCAACAGCAUAUUUGAAGCAAUUUUACAGAUACUUUCCCAUCCCCCAAGUCGUAGGGAGCAUGGAUAUGAUGCUGUUGUCCUCUUGGCUUUGCUGGUAAACUACAGAAAGUAUGAGUCUGUGAAUCCUUAUAUCGUGAAGCUGUCUAUUGUGGAUGAUGAGGCUACACUCAAUGGAAUGGGGCUUGUGAUUGCUCAGGCUUUGUCUGAAUACAACAGGCAGUAUAAAGACAAAGAAGAAGAACACCAGAGUGGGUUUUUCUCUGCCUUAACAAAUAUGGUGGGCAGUAUGUUCAUAGCAGAUGCCCAUGAGAAAAUCUCAGUACAAACCAAUGAGGCCAUUCUUCUGGCACUUUAUGAAGCUGUUCAUUUAAAUCGCAACUUCAUCACAGUAUUAGCUCAGAGUCAUCCAGAAAUAGGGUUGGUGACAACCCCUGUCAGUCCCACUCCAACAACCCCAGUCACACCACUUGGGACCACACCACCUUCCUCUGAUGUUAUAAGUUCUGUGGAACUCCCACUGGAUGCAGAUGUACAGACCAGUAAUCUACUGAUAACCUUCUUAAAGUAUAGCUCAAUUGUCAUGCAGGACACUAAAGAUGAACACAGGCUUCACAGUGGCAAGCUCUGUCUGAUUAUCCUUACGUGUAUUGCAGAGGAUCAGUAUGCCAAUGCAUUUUUACAUGAUGACAACAUGAAUUUUCGAGUAAAUUUACAUAGAAUGCCUAUGAGACACCGGAAGAAGGCAGCAGACAAGAACCUUCCCUGCCGUCCUUUAGUAUGUGCAGUACUGGACCUGAUGGUAGAGUUUAUUGUAACACACAUGAUGAAAGAGUUUCCUAUGGAUCUCUAUGUACGCUGCAUUCAGGUAGUACAUAAACUGCUUUGUUACCAGAAGAAGUGUAGAGUUCGCCUGCACUAUACCUGGCGGGAACUCUGGUCAGCCUUGAUAAAUUUGCUGAAGUUCCUUAUGUCAAAUGAAACUGUACUUUUGGCCAAACACAACAUUUUUACAUUAGCCCUUAUGAUUGUGAACCUCUUUAAUAUGUUUAUCACCUAUGGAGACACAUUCCUGCCAACUCCCAGCAGCUACGAUGAACUUUACUAUGAGAUUAUCCGCAUGCACCAGAGCUUUGACAACCUCUAUUCCAUGGUUCUUAGGCUUUCUACCAACGCAGGCCAGUGGAAGGAAGCAGCUAGCAAGGUGACCCACGCCUUGGUUAAUAUCAGAGCCAUCAUCAACCACUUUAAUCCCAAAAUUGAGUCCUAUGCUGCAGUGAAUCAUAUAUCUCAACUGUCGGAGGAGCAGGUGCUAGAAGUAGUACGAGCCAACUAUGAUACACUCACACUGAAGCUGCAGGAUGGCCUGGACCAGUAUGAGCGCUACUCUGAGCAGCACAAGGAAGCUGCUUUCUUCAAAGAGCUGGUUCGAUCCAUUAGCACCAACGUCCGGAGGAACCUUGCCUUCCACACACUCAGCCAGGAGGUCCUGCUAAAAGAGUUCUCUACCAUCUCCUGAGGCCACACUCAGCUGAGACACUGAUUGCCCUUACCGAUGAGGCUCCUGGACUGGAAGGGGCGUGGGGCUACCUCUGUGAUUGGAGAGAGCGCAGAAACCCAGUCUCUUGGUGAAGGCUACACUUCAGUGGAGCUUGGACAACAGGGGCAAGCCAAGGAUGAUUUUAUUUGGGGAGAAAUGGGUGGGCAAAGGGAGAGGUGUCCCAAGAAUGUGAGCCUUCCAGGCUAGGCACCCUGGAUACUUCACAUUUCCAAAUGAGAUUACAAGUUUUGGCUUCUGACCUAAUCUUCAGGAGCUGGCAGGGCAAGCCUCAGGUUUUGCCAACAUCUUGAAGGCCAAUGGCUUUCCUUGGCCUCUGAAAACAGAUCAGUUCUCACAUAUAGCUGAACAGCACCCUGCAUCCUCUAGACCUAGGGCUGAGUUGGGUUUGAAAUCUGUGUCCCCUAUGCCCUCCCAGGCCCCCCACCCCUCUCUAUCCUGUCACUAGCACCCUUAGCUUAGAGUAGGGUUGGGGCACCUUCUUUCUGUUUUCUAAAUUCAAAGUUGACUCCUCUAAGAAAUUGGAGAUUGGAGUCUGUCUGGUGCUCUUGCUGUCUGGCCAUCACUUUGUGGAUUUUCUUUUGGGGACUAAGACUGUCACUGUUCGCUUUUCCCUGCCUUCCAGUCCAUUGACUUAUCAGCACAACAGGCACACAACUUAGCCUUUCAUUUUUAGUCUGUUUUAAACUGUCUCAAGGUGUAUGUGAAAUAAACAUUGACAGGUUUUCUGGAGCCCUCAAGGUGCCUACUUUGCUGGUUCCCUUUCCAGCAGCCUCCCCCACCUUCCAAACCACCUCCUCCACUGGGAGCCUGCUAAGCCCCCCUACACUGUUCUCUACCCCCCCCCCCCCCCCCACACACACACACCUACACUGCUGUUGUUUACAUCAGCCUGUGGGAGAAUUUCCUCUGGGAAGGAAUCUGUUCCUGCUGUGGUCUGGUGCCUAGGAGAGAAAAAACCUACUGGGGGCAGGGUGUCCUCCAUCUGGAAGAGGCCAAGUGAGCAUCAUGCAAACAGCCUCCAUCUUGUCCUGCCCAUAUUCUGGGUGAGGCCCCGGGCAAAUCUGACCUUUGGAAGUUUCCAUGGGACCACUAUAGCUUUUCCUUUUCCUUCCCCAUAACAAUGCCCCCCCCCCCCCCCCCCCCCGCAAAUAGCUGCUGCUCUAAGAUCCUGCCUUUCUAAAGCACUCUCUAAAGCCCCUUGGAUGGCAGGGUGAUAGGAAGAAAGCAGUCCAGGAAGAAGAAUCUCAGUGAGAGUGGGUCUAGGAUCUCUCAAGUUGGUAUCCAUUUAGCCUGAAUCUCUUUGAGAUACUUACCCUCCCUUGGAACCAGAGUCUGGUUGAGCAGAAAUAAACUAGUUUUAGAGAACCCACCAACAGGCUGCCAUGAAUUGAUGUAGAUUCUUGGGCAAUCACACAGGCCGGGUCAUCUCUGAUCACUGAUCACUAGAUGGAUAUAGCUCAGCCUAAAGAAUUUCAAAUGUGUUUUCCUCUGUAAUAAAGUCAAGAGCAGUUGGAUCUGGAGCUCAAGGCAAAUCUAAAUGAUUAAAAAAUCAAUUUGUGUGAAAGUC